AUGGCUCACGUCUAUCACAUCUUCCAGAGCUGGCUUUGGUUUCUUCUGAUGAAGGUGUUCGAUUGGCCAAUUUAUAGUCCUGGUCCCCUUUUGAAUCAGACUCCUUUGGGCUUACUGGCGCGUGCCUACCCUGCGUUCCGUCUUCUGGACUGUUUCCGUUAUGGUAUUUCAGCUUCCCUACUUACACAAUCACAGAAACUAGCUUUACAACUGAAAUGUGACUUGGAAAAUGUCACCAACUUGCGCGCUUCCGGUGACGACUUCCGGUGGCAAUGUGCACUAACUGUGGACAGGAGUUUCCUGAUUUUAUCUACAUUUGUCCUGCGGUAUGUUGUUGGGGUUCAUAUUCACUGGCUUUCUUACGUAAAGGAGCGUGUCGCUCUUAAGGACAGUCGUGGCGAUGCAAACCUUAUCAUUCGGUGCAAAUUUUGCAACCGUAUUGGGAACGUUGAUAUAGUAUCUGGGAGCGAUGCGGCCUACAACGCCGAAGACUCCGGUCGGUUCAAAACUAUCUUGGUUUUCGAGUGCCGUGGUGUUGAGUUGAUAGCUUUUUCUCCACGUGCCGGUUGGUCAGCCGACGGCCUAGAUUCCGGUACUUCUUUUGUGGACAUUUCGCUAUCAGAUGAGAUGACCGUUGAUCUGUUCGCCGAAGUUGGCAAUUGGUUUGAGAACGUUUCGUUCCCAGUGAAGGAGAAACGUUUUCAAGCCAAUUUCCAAGCUCUGCGAGCAGAUCAACAUUCAGCUGACCCGCCACCAGCAAAUACACCCGAGGUACCGAUAUUUCGACACAUUGACAAUCAACCCUACCUAUCUAUUUCUCUCGAACAGCGUUAA
Messenger RNA from Opisthorchis viverrini, 834 nucleotides. RefSeq lists its product as hypothetical. The transcript is spliced from 5 exons. NCBI's taxonomy places the organism in Eukaryota, Metazoa, Platyhelminthes, Trematoda, Opisthorchiida, Opisthorchiidae. Gene Ontology annotation, molecular function: zinc ion binding. The record is from RefSeq and is a predicted model, not a curated record. Bases 1 to 834 code for a protein of 277 amino acids.